CUCUUCCAUCCCAAGCGCAACAGAGCUGGAGUUACGUGGAUCCAACCAAGAAACAGAUGAAGAUUAUUUUGAGACCCUAUCACAUCAGAGUGAUUCUUUGUCAGAUGUAAAAACUGAGCCUUAUGAGAGUGCAUCAGACACAGAAUCUGUUGCCAGUGAUGUAACUGGGGAAACUUGCUUGGAUUCAAACUGCAUUUCUGCUGAAAAAAAAGAUCUAUGCUGUACUCUUCCUAAAGCAAAGGCAGAAACAACACUUUAUGAGUUUAGGUACUCAAAACAACCAGAAUUUAGCCAGUGGGUGGAGUUAGAAGUGUCUUCCAAAAUAAAAGUAGCACCAAGGAAAAAUGAAUUUUGCAUACAAAUGGCGAAGUCAGAAUGUGAAAAAGUGGGAGAUGAAGAGCAAACAUUAACUAGUGGUAUUUCUAACACGGAGAACCAAGUGAAUGAACAGGGCAUUGUAUCAAAGACAGACAGAAAGUUGGUAGCAGAAGGACUGCAAAUGAAAGCAGAGUUUAAAAGCAGUAAAGUGCAAUCCUAUACCAACUCAAUACCUGCUGAAGAUGCUAUUACAAGACAAAAGAAACAGCCUGCAGUAUUAAGUAUUUCUUGUUUCAAAGCAAACUCAGAAAGUUGUUUGAUUUUUCCUAAGGUACAGAAACUUUCUUUCCAGUCAGAUGCAGCACCAAGCUGUAGUUUGCCUAAUAUUCAUUUUGAAACAAAUGGAACUUACCAUAAAAGAUACACUGAGGCAUCUGACUAUAACUAUGAACUAGAUGCUAUGUCCAAUAUAAAAUACAAUAAGGGGAAUUCAGUUAACAGUGAGGAAAUCACGGGUAAAAGGAUAAAACAAGAAAGUACUGAGGCCACGCUGACAACAGAUUCAUUCUUUUACCAGAGCCACCUCAAAUCAAAAUCUCAGCCACCACUCACAAGGUCAGAGAUUGCAGAAAGUAAAACAUGGCAUAGUGUACCUGAAAAUAUAAGUGCUCAAGGCAAGAGAGAGUACCUGGGGAACUGUUGUCAUCUGACAGACAAAUUUAGAUGGUCAUGUUCCAGAAUACAUCUUCAAGAGCUGGAUUUUGAAUACACUUGGAAGAACUUAGGAAGGGUAGCUGUCAGCCCUGAAAAAGCAGUAAAAGUAGAUGGCAAAUCUAACAUAAAUAGAUCCCUUAAUACCAGCAUAGACUUAAAUGAGGGUCGAUUUUCUCAACCAGCAGGUUCUCACCAAUAUGUUUAUUUUAAUUUGCAGUCUAAAUCAGACACAUGUGACCUUAGCCCAGAAGCAGCAGGUACAUGUGAUGAUAGCUUAUCUUCAGCACAGAUAGAUGCUUGUGAGUGUAAUCCAAAAGAAAAAGAGACUUCAUCUGCCAUGGCUUGUGAGCCAGUGAUAAUACAUGUGGAAGAACUAAUAAAAAAAGGUCAAUAUGAAUCAGAGAGGUAUCUGGAAACACACAGAUUCCCUUGUGAUAUUAAUGUUGAAUCUGACAUUGGUGACACUGAGAACCCAGCAGCCUACCUUGUAGAUUUUCCUGAUGUUGUAGAAAAUACAGGUUGGGAUUGUUCUGUGAACUAUGUUUCCACUGGUAGAACACAGCAGAACACUUUGGAGGACGAUAGCCUUGAUUCUAUUUUGUCAGGUAUAGAAGUCAUGGUAGGGAAAAGAGGGUUAGAGGAUCCUUCUAAUGUUGGCUUUGAUUGGAAAGUCGUGGAAACUACAUUGCAACCAGGUGGCAGUAACACUAGGGCAGAGCACAAAGAUUCAAUGCAACAAAGUACGAGUUGCAAAACUGGUGCCUUAAAUAGUCACUCUGAGCCAGUAACAAAUGAACAUCUUGCUUUUCAAGGAAGGGAUGAAGACAGUGUCUUUGCUCUUGAAAUGACUCCCAGAUCAGAUUAUAUACACCAGGGAAGACAUUUAACGAAUAUUCCAGAGUUAAAGCCUGCCUUGAUUAUAAUAUCUGUAGAGCAGAAAGGAUUACAGUCCAAGACACUGAAUGAUGACCUUUCUACUGAAACAGUAACUGGAACACUGAGAGACCUAGUGAGCAAGGAUUUGGUGUCUCCUCAUAUUGUCAGCAAAGCUCAUGACAAUCCAGAAAGAGUUCUGAGUGAAUGCUAUAGCUGUGAAGAAGAAAUUCUGCCCAUCCACCCCUUUCCUAGCAGUGCAGAGGUACUCCCUGCUUGGGAUACAGCUGAAGAAAAAUCAGAAGUUUCACAACAGCAAUUAGAGAAAACAGAUCUGAUUUCAUCUUUAGACUUCAGCUGUUGUAAUUCCACAGUAACAAGUGGAAAGGUGGAAUCUAGGAGAGUUACUGUACCCUUGGGCAGUGAUAUACUUGUUACAGAAGACCGAGCAGAUAAAUGUGAUGAAGCACGCUUGAAAUCACAUAGCAGAACUGCCAUUACAACUUCUGAGGUGGGGCUUCACGGAACAAGAAUAGAUUUUGAGUUAGAAACAGAGCAGUUGAAAAAGUCGUGGGCUGAAACAAGGGAUGGCCAGGUGACUAAGGAAGAGGAAUUCAAAGAAUAUCAAGGUAGAGAUGAAGACAAAUAUAUAACCCUUGCAUUAACACUGGAGAAGGAUAGUGUAAGCAAUCUGUGUCAGGGAAAUGGUGCUGAUGAUGACUUCCAAGGGCCCAGCAUCACCUCCAAACAAGAAACAGGCAAGCAAGGAACCAAAGGCUGUAAUGGUUCAAAGGAACAAAUAAAUAUUUGUGAAGAUUGUUCUACUAGAGAAAAAAAAGAGGCGUGUUCUAUGGAAGACACAGCCAGCUCUAGCAAAGACAGUGCACUGAAUCUGGAUGUGUCUGAUGUUUUUAACUAUUCUGUGAAAAGGGAGACCCAUAACGCCUGCAGGCUAGGCCUAGAUAAUAUAAGUACCUGCAGCACUAACAGUGAGGAGAUGGAUGAGAGCCCCUACCACACCCUGGGAAGUAACAGCAGUCUCCAUAAAGCCGUGCAAAAACUAACGAAGAAUGGGAAUACUGGGAAAUCUCCCAGGUUUUCAGUUUUCUCAAAAAUGACAUCUUUCAGGAAAACAAAGCUUACCACAGCAGAAAAUCAAGGAAGCAGCAGUUUCUUUGGUAGCAAGGCAAAAACAGAAGAACUGGAUGCUGGGAGAGAGGAUGAAGACACUGAAAGUUUACAAUCUUUUAAAAGCUUUUCAUCUGGGUUUGGUUACCACAGGAAGGAAAGCUAUGCCUCUGAAUAUUCUGAUGAUGAUGAUUUAUUCUAUGAGAGACCUGCAGGACUAUUCAACAGAAUGAGCCUGAGGAAGGCUUCUGGCUCUGGUCGGAUACUGAUGGAAGAUAUAGAUACAAAUUCUACUUCUCCCACACUGGCCACUGUCAAAUAUGCAGAUGGACACAUUUCAGCUUCAUCUGUAAACAAUGACAGUGAACCUUUGGAAUACCCACGAAUUCGAAAAUCCUUCCUUGAAAAUGAAAACAAAAGAAGCAAAAAGCCUGAGGGCAAGAAGUUCAGGACAAGGCUGGCCUUGGCACACAAAUCCCUUUCAAACUUAUUUGAAUCCAAAUCUCCAGAAAAAGAAAACACUGAGCAAAGCUCAAGAGUAUUGCUGAAAUAUGAAAGGGAGAAAGUGAAACUCCGCCAGAGCACCUGGAAAGCUUUUCUAAAAAGCAAGGAGGCAGAUGGACUAAAAAGGCCUGUCUUGGCAAGCUUAUCACCCACACCGGAGAGUCUUAACACAAGUAGGGACCAUGUGAUGAGAACAUCGGUAGAGAGACAGGAUACCUCCAGUGGACAAGCGUUUUUGAAAGCAGGAACAGCUGAUGACUCCUUGACAGAUGCCAACUCUUCUGACCCGUCUGUGGAGCCUGUUGAUGGAGUCAAUCAUAUGUUGAUUCCUUCACCAACAGAUAUGUGGAGGAAACGAAUGCAGUCCCAUGACUUGGGCAUGAAAUACUCACAGAGUUCAGACUGUGAUGAACAAAAGGAGGCCCUGGGCAACAACUUAAAUGCUUCUCUAGAGGAAUAUUGGAUGAAAUCUCCAUUUAGUCCCAGUGACUUGCAGUUGCCUUUUAAUCAGUCAAGUCCAUCAUGUCCACAGCUCUCAAGUUAUGAAGGUAAAGAUAUGCCAUGUAGGCCCAUGAGUCCUAAACCACAGAGCCCACGGUCCACUUCUCAGUGCAAGAGCUUUCGUUAUCCUGGAAGAAUAUGUGCCACUUCAAUGAUCUCUCUUGGGAACAGUGCUGCAAUUGACAGCAGUUUGGAAGCGCCUGAGAGACCAAAGACACUGAAACCCAGAGGUAGUCUUUUACUUUCUGUACACUCGUUGGACAAUGAAUACCAGAAGGAUGACAGUGGGAUAAGCAGUCAGUCCCAGAUCAGCUUAAACACAGCCUCUUCCGUUAGUGACAUACUCAGAGAUGAGGAGUGUAAACAGCAGUGUCAAACACCACCUGAAAAGAGGCCAAGUGAGAAAUGGGUUCCCCAUCACAAAAGGAGGCCCCCCCAGGUUUCACCAUCCCCACGCCCUCUCUCAACCUUUGAUAGCAAAGCCCAGAGGCUUUCCUUCCUUGCUCCGGAUGAAAAACCCAAGGAGAUUCCAGAGAGGAAAAGGAAGAGACCUAAACCCCUCUAUAAGUGCUUCAGCUUCGAUGAUGUUUGGAUGGAGAGGAACCAAAAAAGGAAGCUAGAGAAGGACAUACAGCCAGAGGGAGGAAUUCAAUUGCAGCACCUCCCAGAAGACCAGUUAAAAGCUGGAACGAGUCCAUCCGUUACUUCUGCUGUUGCCUUUGACAUUCUGCCACUUAAGCUGCAUCCAUUUUCCCAGAGCACUCCAACAGGCUUAGACUGCGUCGGCUGGAAACAGCGCAUUUCUCUUCCUGUGAUCACUGAUGGGGCACUGGAUAAGACAGCUCUCACAGAUGACGUGGGGAGCGAGGAGGACCUGUACGAGGACUUCCGGAGCUCCAACCACCGCUAUGGCCACCCUGGGGGAGGUGGAGAGCAGCUCGCCAUCAAUGAGCUCAUCAGUGAUGGCAGCGUGGUGUAUGCAGAAGCCCUCUGGGACCAUGUCACGAUGGACGACCAGGAGCUGGGAUUCAAGGCUGGCGAUGUCAUUGAAGUAAUGGACGCUACCAACAAGGAGUGGUGGUGGGGCAGGAUUCUGGACAGUGAAGGCUGGUUUCCAGCCAGCUUUGUUCGGCUUCGAGUAAACCAGGAUGAACCUAUGGAAGACUAUCCUCUAAAGGUAGAGGGUGGGAAAGAGGAUGACUCCAGCAGUGGUACCCGACGCUUUGGGAUGGGGCAGACCACCAAAGAUCAAAUGAGGACCAACGUCAUCAAUGAGAUCAUAAGCACAGAGAGAGACUACAUCAAGCAUCUGAAGGACAUCUGUGAGGGUUACAUUAAGCAGUGCCGCAAAAGAGCUGACAUGUUUACAGAAGAACAGCUCAGGACAAUCUUUGGGAACAUUGAAGACAUCUACAGGUGCCAAAAGAAAUUUGUUAAAGCACUGGAGAAGAAAUUCAAUAAAGACCACCCACAUUUGAGUGAGGUUGGCUCAUGCUUCUUGGAGUAUCAAACAGAGUUUCAGAUAUACUCUGAAUACUGCAACAACCACCCCAAUGCCUGCAUGGAGCUGUCCCGACUCACCAAAGUUAACAAGUACGUCUACUUCUUCGAGGCCUGCCGCCUGCUGCAGAAGAUGAUCGACAUCUCUCUGGAUGGGUUUCUGCUAACUCCUGUGCAGAAAAUCUGCAAAUACCCGUUGCAACUGGCUGAACUGCUCAAAUACACCAACCCCCAGCACAGCAGUGAAAUUUCCCAGAACUGUUUUAAGCAUGUCUUACUAAAUCUGGAUUUUAAAGAUGUUGAAGCUGCCUUAAAUGCCAUGAAGAACGUUGCUCGGCUCAUCAACGAGAGAAAGCGGCGGCUGGAGAACAUUGACAAAAUUGCUCAGUGGCAGAGCUCAAUAGAGGACUGGGAGGGGGAAGACGUCCUGGCGCGGAGCUCGGAGCUCAUCCACUCCGGGGAGCUGACGCGGAUGGCGGCGCCGCACGCCCGGGGCCAGCAGCGCACGUUCUUCCUCUUCGACCACCAGCUGCUCUGCUGCAAGAAGGAUCUUCUGCGCCGGGACAUCCUCUAUUAUAAAAGUCGGAUCAACAUGGAUGAUAUGGAAAUACUGGAUGUAGAGGAUGGGAAGGACAAGGACUUCAACAUCAGCGUGAAAAACGCAUUUAAGCUGCACUGCCGCGACACUGAGGAAGUCCACCUAUUCUGUGCAAAAAAGCCUGAGCAGAAACAGCGCUGGCUGAAGGCAUUUGAGAGCGAAAGGAGACAGGUUCAGCUUGACCAGGAGACCGGUUUUUCAAUCACCGAGGUGCAGAAAAAGCAGGCAAUGCUGAAUGCCAGCAAGCAGCACCACACUGGGAAGCCUAAGGCUGUCACCCGGCCGUACUACGACUUCCUGAUGCGUCAGAAGCACCCCACGCUGCCUACCACUCUCCCUCAGCAGCAAGUCUUCAUGCUGGCAGAGCCCAAGCGCAAGCCCUCGAACUUCUGGCAGAACAUCAGCAGGCUGACGCCCUUCCGGAAGUGAGGGCAGCCCCAUGCUUGUGCCUGAAUCCCACCCGCGAAAGCACUUUACCCGUCAGUCCUGGGAGAUGGAGCCCACUUCUUCCACUCCUU
This is a messenger RNA of Rhea pennata, 6654 nucleotides long. RefSeq names its product Rho guanine nucleotide exchange factor 4 (gene ARHGEF4). Lineage: Eukaryota; Metazoa; Chordata; Aves; Rheiformes; Rheidae. Gene Ontology annotation, biological process: intracellular signal transduction. The record is from RefSeq and is a predicted model, not a curated record. The transcript has 14 exons. The coding region runs from base 362 to 6565 and encodes 2067 amino acids. Gene Ontology annotation, molecular function: guanyl-nucleotide exchange factor activity; protein binding.